Molecule: messenger RNA, 1703 nt
Organism: Pyrgilauda ruficollis (rufous-necked snowfinch)
Lineage: Eukaryota; Metazoa; Chordata; Aves; Passeriformes; Passeridae
Product: POU domain, class 6, transcription factor 1-like
Exons: 11
Coding region: 30-1676 (548 amino acids)
Biological process (GO): regulation of transcription by RNA polymerase II
Molecular function (GO): DNA-binding transcription factor activity, RNA polymerase II-specific; RNA polymerase II cis-regulatory region sequence-specific DNA binding
Source: RefSeq, a predicted model, not a curated record
AUUUUGGGGUCCGUUUGCAGGUUAUUGUCAUGUCCAGCCACGAGACCAUCCGGGUGCUGGAGGUGGGGGUGGAUGGGGACCCCAAAACGGCCGGGGAGGGAGCGGGGGGGUCCCCGGCACAGGGGGGCCCCCCAGGUGUGGAGGAUGCUCCCGCCAGCGCCCCGAGCUCGUCCGGAGGGGAGGCGACAGGUAAAGCCAAAGCAGCGUCGCCCACCCCGGUGCCCUCGAGCCCGGCCCCGAGCCAGCCCGGCGUGACACACCUGGCCGUGCAGGCCACCCCGCAGGUGUUGGCUCAGGAAAGCUUAGCCACAGGUGUGACAGGAGUAAUGGUUCCGGCAGGGACAGUUACUCAACCUCUUCUUAUCCCCAUCAGUAUUGCAGGUCAGGUGACAGGCCAGCAGGCGCUGGCCCUGGUGACAAUUCCCACAGCAACGCUCGCCGCGCUCCCGGGACUGACGCCGGCGGCACCUGCGGGGGCGAUUUUCAAACCGCCCGUAGCCAAUCUCACAGCCGCCGCCGUGCUCAGCCCCGCCAUCCCGGCCGUCCCGGCGGUCCCGGCGCCGCGGCCGCCCCCGCCGCCCCCGGGGCAGCCCCCGCUGCUGCGGGAUUUGAAUUUUGGGUUCCGCGGGCGCCGCCGCUCCGUGCAGCAGCAGCGGCUCCGCCGCCGUGCUCAGCCCCGCCAUCCCGGCCGUCCCGGCGGUCCCGGCGCCGCGGCCGCCCCCGCCGCCCCCGGGGCAGCCCCCGCUGCCCCCCCAAAGGACCCCCCGAUGUCCGUCCAGCCCCAGAUCGCCGGACUGGCCUUUAACCCCGGCAUACUCACGGCGGCUCUGGGGGCACAGCCACAGAUCCUGGGGUCCCUCAGUGCCCCCCCCGUGAUCGCCACCCCCCUCCCCAGCGUCCAGGGGAUCCCGGGGCAGCUCCUGACCACCACCCAGGGCCAGGUGAUCGGGACCCUGCCGUGGGUCGUGGCCCCCCCCGGGGUGGCCGCGGCCGCCCCCGCGCCGGCCCCGCCCAGCCUGCAGGUGACACCGGUGACACCGCAGCUGCUGCUCAACGCGCAGGGCCAGGUGAUCGCCACGCUGGCCACGGGGGCCACGCUGGCCACGGCGGGGGCCACGCUGGCCACCGCCCCCCCCGCGCCGCCCCCCGGCAAGAAAAACGGGCCAGCUGAGCCCCCCAUCAAGAGCGAGGUGCAGCCCAUCCAGCCGGCCCCAGCCGGGGUGGGCUCCAGCCCCGUGACCAAGGUGUCGCCACCGCCGGUGCCCAUCACGUGCUCCGAGACCCCCACCGUGAGCCAGCUGGUGUCCAAGCCCCCCGCCCCGCCCAGCGCGGAGGAGGACGGGAUCAACCUGGAGGAAAUCCGGGAAUUCGCCAAGAACUUCAAACUGCGGCGCCUCUCGCUGGGGCUGACCCAGACCCAGGUGGGGCAGGCCCUGACGGCCACCGAGGGCCCUGCCUACAGCCAGUCUGCCAUCUGCAGGUUCGAGAAGCUGGACAUCCCCCCCGAGUGUCCCCUGUGUCCCCCCUCAGUGUCCCCAUGUCCCUGCAGGUUCGAGAAGCUGGACAUGUCUCCCGAGUGUCCGCUGUGUCCCCUGAGUGUCCUCUCUAUCCCCAGGUUUGAGAAGCAGGACAUCACGCCCAAGUGUCCCCUGUGUCCCCCUCCAAGUGUCCCCUGAGUAUCCCCAUGUCCCUGCAGGUUUGAG